This is a messenger RNA of Geodia barretti, 690 nucleotides long. The record is from the annotation of a GenBank genome assembly. Lineage: Eukaryota; Metazoa; Porifera; Demospongiae; Tetractinellida; Geodiidae.
AUGACCUUUGGUCAUGGAGCCGACGAGGCAGAAUCAAACCGCAUGGUGGAUCUCGCUCUGGAUGCCGGGGUCAACUUUUUUGAUACAGCAAACGCUUAUGCCGAUGGCGAAUCCGAAAUCCUCCUCGGCAAAGCGCUCAAGGGCAGACGUCGCGAUGCAGUCAUCGCGACGAAGUUUUCCAACCCCAUGGGCACCGGUCCCAACGAUUCUGGGAUGUCUCGCGUCCACAUUAUGCAGGCGAUUGACGAUAGCCUUAAACGCCUCCAGAUGGAUUACGUAGACAUCUACUAUAUUCACCACGUUGAUACACAAACCCCAUUAGAGGAGAUGCUUCAAGCACUGGACGAUCUUGUCCGGCAGGGGAAGGUCCGCUAUACGGCGUGUAGCAACUACCAAGCAUGGCGGUUGUCCGAAGCGUUAUGGCUCAGUGAUACGAACAAUUGGGCACGGUUUGCAUGCUAUCAACCGCAAUAUAGUCUCGUUGUCCGGGAUAUAGAACAGGAACUCGUUCCUCUCUGCGAACUUAAAGGAUUAGGCGUAGUCGUUUGGAGUCCGUUAGCGGGUGGAUUCCUCUCUGGUAAAUAUAAACCGGGCGAACGCACACAAGGCGGAACGCGAUCCGCUGAGGGAUGGGCAUAUCCCGAACGCUAUUUCGCCGAUAACGCCGAUGACACUACGGGCACUCUUUGA